AUGUAUUUCAUGAUCUUUUUCGGUACACACCACACCAAAUACGCAAAAUCAGCCCUACUACUAUUCAAGGAUGCGAUUUGCAUCAAGGAGAAUGGGGAAACUGUAGGCACUAUCUACACCUGGAAGUACACUUAUGAUGGGAAACCGGAAGUAGCAAAAGAGGUAAUUGAACCCAUAGACGAGGAAAAGAGGUCAGUGACAUUCAAGUUGAUUGAAGGAGAUCUCAAGAAGGUAUUGAAGGCCUUCAAAAUCAAUUUCCCUGUUGAAAUUGAUGGUGACAUUGAUUUGACAACAUGGACUCUUGAGUACGAGAAAUUAAAUGACGACGUCAAAGAUCCACUCACUCUGUAG
This is a messenger RNA of Olea europaea var. sylvestris, 351 nucleotides long. RefSeq names its product kirola-like. The record is from RefSeq and is a predicted model, not a curated record. Lineage: Eukaryota; Viridiplantae; Streptophyta; Magnoliopsida; Lamiales; Oleaceae. Bases 1 to 351 code for a protein of 116 amino acids. Gene Ontology annotation, biological process: defense response. The transcript is spliced from 2 exons.